AUGAAGAAAGCCUCGGCAAGUCUUAAACGUAGGGAUGGACAACAACUGUACGAGCCCUGGAUGGACUACAAAGAAGAUACUCGUGUAUCCACACUUGAGGGUACUCCACCCGCUCCGGCCGGAACAGCGCAAACUCGCUAUCGCUUCAACAACGAGUACGCUGAGAGUGUAUCGACGCCGAGUGUUGCUUCUAUAUCCACGAAACGUGCUCCACCUUUGAUCCGUACUCCUUCCCGCACUCCCUCUUCGAGAAAGUCAACACCAAAACCAACAUCAGCAGAACAGAUGCUCAAAGCAAGGCUAGCAUCAGCAGACCGACCACCGUCCAAACCAAAACCAUCGUCAGCGGAUCAAUCAACGUCUAAACAACCGCCUUCGCGAGGACAAUCAGUUCCACGAACGCGGUCGAUAGCACGAACACCACCUCCACCGUACACGACAAAGGCGGACUACUCCAACGAUCAAAAACUGAUUGGUAAAAUCGAAUUUGAAUUCAAAGCAUUCUACACAUGGACCACAAAUGGCACAGAAGAUGACUUGACCACCAAACACAUUGAAACUCUUCUUUUUCCGAAUCUGUGA
Messenger RNA from Necator americanus (New World hookworm), 582 nucleotides. RefSeq lists its product as uncharacterized. Bases 1 to 582 code for a protein of 193 amino acids. The transcript has 6 exons. The record is from RefSeq and is a predicted model, not a curated record. NCBI's taxonomy places the organism in Eukaryota, Metazoa, Nematoda, Chromadorea, Rhabditida, Ancylostomatidae.